Debaryomyces tyrocola is the source of this 1374-nucleotide messenger RNA. NCBI's taxonomy places the organism in Eukaryota, Fungi, Ascomycota, Pichiomycetes, Serinales, Debaryomycetaceae. The record is from the annotation of a GenBank genome assembly.
AUGAUAAUUGUUGGUGAUGACGUAGCUGUAGGUAGUUCAAAGGGUGGAAUGGUUGGACCUUGGCAGCUACUGCAUUGGUUUACAAAAUUGUUGGAUCUGCUGCUUCUGAAAUUGAAGAUCUAAGCAAGCUAAAAGUAUUGGGUGAUGCCGUUGCGAAUAAUGCAGUGACCAUUGGUGCCACCUUAGAUCAUUGCUCUGUUCUGGACGUGGUAUUGCAAACUUCGAGCCUAUUGGUCACAAUGAUGCAGAAAUAGUUCUAGGAAUUCAUAACGAAACCUCGAUUAAGAAGGUAAACCUAUACCAAGGAUAGACUCCUUAGUUAAGGACUUAUUAGAAUUCCUAUUAAACGAAAAUGACAUAGAUCCUUACUUUGUACCAUUUGAUGUCAGUAAUUAUGAAACGGUCUUGCUAGUCAACAACCUUGGGGGCACAUCUACUUUAGAAAUUAUGCUAUUACAAACUGCGUUAUCGAAACAUUAUAUCAACAAUUUGAGACCAAAAAAAGUGGGAGAAUUUGUCACGUCUUUAAAUGCCCCUGGUUUUUCCACUACCUUACUCAACGUCUCUUGUGCAUCUAAACAAUCGCAAAUUUCCCUUUCAGAAAUAAUGAGUUACUUGGAUUUACAGAUGCCCCUGGUUGGAAGGUGCAUCCGUGGGAGUUUGAAGGAGACAUCAAUAUUGAGUCAACAAUCAAUGCUGUCGGUUCUUUUGCCAAGUCACACUUAAUGCUUUCCACGGAACAACGUAUGUACUUUAUAAGCAGCCUAGUUAAUGGAUUGCAAAAACUAUUAAACAAAGAACCAAUCAUCACACUUUACGAUACUGUUGCUGGUGAUGGUGAUUGUGGUGAAACCUUAGUGUCUGGUGCAAAUGGAAUAUUGGAAUCAAUAAGGAACAAUGAAAUCUGCUUUGAAGAUCCAUUUUAUUCCAUAUCUCAAAUAGCAAACAUUGUAGAGGAUAAAAUGGGCGGAAACUCAGGUGGCUUAUAUUCAAUUUUUCUUAAUUUCAUUGAUAAAGAACCUUCGAGAUUGUACUACAUUGAACUUGUGCGAAAUUUUUGCUAGUUGCUUGCAUAAUGCGCUAUAUCAGGGCUUAUAUAAAUACACUAGAGCAAGAGUGGGUGGAAGAACUUUGAUUGAUGCUUUAGAACCGCUUGUCAAUACCUUCAGCAACACUCUAAAUUUCUCAAAGGCUGCCCAGGCUGCUAUCGACGGAUCUGAAUCCACUAGGAAAUUAGCUGCAAAAUUCGGGAGAGCGUCUUAUGUCAGUGAACAAGAAUUUAAACAGUUUGACGAAGAAGGAGGCUUACCCGAUCCGGGAGCUAUUGGAUUAGCCACCUUAAUUGCUGGAUUUGCUGGUAUUGACUAUAAGUAA